AUGGCAGACUAUCUUAUCAGUGGCGGCACUUGUUACGUCCCGGACGAUGGACUCACGGCGCAGCAGCUCUUCAACUGCGGAGAUGGGCUCACUUACAAUGACUUCCUCAUCCUCCCGGGCUACAUAGACUUCACGGCAGACCAAGUAGACCUCACUUCCGCACUUACCAAGAGAAUCACCCUGAAGACCCCCCUUGUUUCAUCUCCAAUGGACACAGUCACCGAGGCUGGAAUGGCUAUUGCCAUGGCGCUCACAGGGGGUAUUGGCUUCAUCCAUCACAACUGCACCCCAGAAUUCCAGGCCAAUGAAGUCCGCAAAGUGAAGAAAUACGAGCAGGGUUUCAUCACUGACCCUGUGGUCCUGAGCCCCAAAGAUCGAGUCCGAGAUGUGUUUGAAGCCAAGGCAAGGCAUGGCUUCUGUGGAAUUCCCAUCACAGACAAUGGCAAGAUGGGCAGUCGCCUGGUGGGCAUCAUCUCCUCUAGAGACAUCGACUUUCUCAAGGAGGAGGAACAUGACCGUCUCCUGGGCGAGAUCAUGACUAGGCGGGAGGAUCUCGUGGUAGCUCCUGCAGGAGUCACACUAAAGGAAGCCAAUGAAAUCUUGCAACGCAGCAAGAAAGGUAAGCUACCCAUUGUGAAUGAGGAUGAUGAGCUAGUAGCCAUCAUUGCCCGCACGGACCUGAAGAAGAAUCGGGACUACCCACUGGCAUCCAAGGACACCAAGAAGCAGCUUUUGUGCGGGGCAGCCAUCGGCACUCACGAGGACGACAAGUAUCGGCUUGACUUGCUGGCUCAGGCUGGUGUUGAUGUGGUUGUGCUGGACUCUUCCCAAGGAAAUUCCAUUUUCCAAAUUAACAUGAUCAAGUACAUCAAGGAGAAAUACAACAACCUCCAGGUUAUCGGUGGCAAUGUGGUGACAGCUGCACAGGCCAAAAACCUUAUUGAUGCGGGAGUGGACGCCCUGAGGGUUGGCAUGGGCAGCGGCUCCAUCUGCAUUACACAGGAAGCGGCUCCCAAGAUCCCUCCAGACAUAAAGUCCCACAGCCCUAAAUGCCCUUCUACUGUCACGGGCACCUAUAUGCUGGCAUGUGGGCGGCCUCAGGCGACAGCUGUAUACAAGGUCUCUGAAUAUGCCCGGCGCUUCGGUGUCCCCGUCAUUGCUGAUGGUGGCAUCCAGAACGUGGGUCACAUUGCCAAAGCUCUGGCUCUUGGAGCUUCCACAGUGAUGAUGGGCUCUCUAUUGGCGGCCACCACGGAGGCCCCAGGCGAGUACUUCUUCUCUGAUGGAAUCAGGCUAAAAAAAUAUCGGGGGAUGGGCUCCCUUGACGCCAUGGACAAGAACCUGGGCAGCCAGAACCGUUACUUCAGUGAAGCAGACAAGAUCAAGGUGGCUCAAGGGGUGUCCGGGGCCGUGCAGGACAAAGGGUCCAUCCACAAGUUUGUCCCCUACUUGAUUGCUGGCAUCCAGCACUCCUGCCAAGAUAUUGGUGCCAAGAGUCUAACUCAAGUCAGAGCCAUGAUGUAUUCAGGGGAACUGAAAUUUGAGAAGAGGACGUCAUCUGCUCAGGUGGAAGGUGGUGUCCAUGGCCUCCAUUCGUAUGAAAAGCGGCUCUUCUGAGAAGUGGCCUUGUUUGCUUUUACUGCCUCUCGCCUCUCUCCCUCUCUAGGUUUUUCAAUAAAAAAGCUGGAUAUAGUGGUC
Sarcophilus harrisii (Tasmanian devil) is the source of this 1698-nucleotide messenger RNA. RefSeq names its product inosine monophosphate dehydrogenase 2 (gene IMPDH2). Gene Ontology annotation, biological process: GTP biosynthetic process. Lineage: Eukaryota; Metazoa; Chordata; Mammalia; Dasyuromorphia; Dasyuridae. Bases 1 to 1617 code for a protein of 538 amino acids. Gene Ontology annotation, cellular component: cytoplasm. Gene Ontology annotation, molecular function: IMP dehydrogenase activity. The record is from RefSeq and is a predicted model, not a curated record. The transcript is spliced from 15 exons.